This is a messenger RNA of Brassica napus (rape), 1089 nucleotides long. RefSeq names its product ABC transporter B family member 7-like. The record is from RefSeq and is a predicted model, not a curated record. The coding region runs from base 1 to 1089 and encodes 362 amino acids. Gene Ontology annotation, cellular component: membrane. Gene Ontology annotation, biological process: transmembrane transport. NCBI's taxonomy places the organism in Eukaryota, Viridiplantae, Streptophyta, Magnoliopsida, Brassicales, Brassicaceae. Gene Ontology annotation, molecular function: ABC-type transporter activity; ATP hydrolysis activity; ATP binding. The transcript has 3 exons.
AUGGAUCUAUACCAACAGAAAUGCGAGGCACCAAAGAAACAAGGUGUCCGGUUAGGACUAGUGAGCGGUUCGGGCUACGGUAUCUCAUUCUUGGCUCUCUAUUGCAUCAAUUCCUUAUGUUUUUACGUUGGUUCCUGGUUAAUCCAGAAGAGGAUUGCCACGUUUGGAGAAUUCUUUCAGGUUUUCUUUGCGAUAACUAUGACCGCACUAGCAGUGUCUCAAACGAGUGCUAUGGCACCUGAUAGAAACAAAGCCAAAGACUCUGCUGCUUAUAUUUUCGAGAUACUUGAUAGUAAACCGAAAAUCGAUUCGAGUUCCAACGAGGGGGCAGUGUUACCAAUUGUGCACGGUCAUGUCGAGUUUCAACACGUCAGUUUCCGGUAUCCGACACGACCAGAUAUUCAGAUUUUUAGUGACUUAUGCUUAACUAUCUCCUCUGGACAGACCGUGGCAUUGGUUGGAGAGAGCGAGAGUGGGAAAUCUACGGUGAUAAGCUUAAUCGAGAGAUUCUACGAUCCAGAUUCAGGCAAAGUUCUCUUGGAUCAAGUUGAUGUUCGAAUAUUGAAACUGAGUUGGUUGAGGCAACAGAUGGGUUUGGUUAGUCAAGAACCGGUUUUAUUCAACGAGACAAUCAGAUCAAACAUAGCUUAUGGCAAAACCGGUGAAGCCACGGAGGAAGAGAUCAUAACCGCGGCCAAAGCAGCUAAUGCGCAUAACUUCAUAAGCACGUUACCGCAAGGCUACGAAACUUCGGUAGGUGAACGCGGUGUACAGUUAUCCGGUGGUCAGAAACAGAGGAUCGCCAUAGCUAGGGCUAUUCUCAAGGAUCCUAAGGUUUUGUUGCUUGACGAAGCAACAAGCGCGUUAGACGCGGAGUCUGAGCGGGUGGUGCAGGAUGCGCUUGACAGCGUGAUGGUGAACCGGACCACGGUUGUGGUGGCUCACCGGCUCAGUAUGAUUAAGAACGCGGAUGUUAUUGCGGUUGUGAAGGACGGUGUGAUCGCCGAGAGAGGGAGACAUGAAACGUUAAUGGAGAUAUCAGGUGGUGCUUAUGCUUCGCUUUUAGCUUUUCACAUGAGUGCGAAUUGA